UGUCUUUUAGAUGCAAGGUUGACGUUUACGGUCUGUAACUGACGGAAAACUUUAGACAAGUGACAAAGGAAACAGUUGCACACCCGUCCAUAGUAUCAUGUAAAUAUCCGAAUAUAUAGUGUGUGCUGAUUGCAAGUUGGUAAAACAUGAUUCGGUGAAAAAAAGUGCUCUAUGAGCAAUUCCUUGAGCAAAUGACGAGCCAACCGUUUUAAGUGAGCUUGCAGAAGACUCCAGAACUUGUGCAUAAUGGGAUCAUUUCGGCGACCUCGCCCUCGCUUCAUGAGCUCUCCUGUGCUGACAGACCUUGCCCGCUUCCAUGCCAGCUCAUCCGCCAUGCAGCUUUCCAAUGCGAGUGUCUGGAACAGUGUCCAGACAGCUGUCAUCAAGGUGUUUGAGGGAGGAGGGUUGCAGGCAAAUGAGCUUUACACUCUUAAUGAGAGCAUCAGGUGGCUCCUCAAAACAGAGCUGGGCUCAUUUAUCACAGAAUAUUUCCAGAAUCAACUUUUGACAAAAGGCCUGUCACACAUUAAGGAAAAAAUAUGCCUCUAUGAGGGUGACAGCCAACUCAUCGUUCUGUCUGAGAUGUGGGUGAGAUUCUUCACUGAGAUAUUGCCUACACUCCAGGCUAUAUUUUACCCUGUUCAGGGUCAGGAGCUGACCGUCAGGCAGAUGGCCCUGUUAGGCUUCAGAGACCUGGUCCUCUUGAAGAUCCACCUCCACGACUCACUGGCACACAGCACUACCACGUUGCCCUCCCCAGCCAUCACUCAGAUGCUGCUCAUCCUACAGGGCAUCCAUGAAUCAGGUAGUCCCAGUCAAGAGUAUUACCAGUUAGAGAAACUGGUGGAGAUUGUUAUAUCUCCUUACCUGGGGAAUGUUCUUCACGGUAGUAAAGGCAUGUGCUUCCAAGAAUGCUGUGCAACGUACCCCAGGAAGGCAGCAAGCCGACCAGAGAUCACCAUAACCCACCACACCUCAGAUUCGUUCACAUUGGCUCCCCUGGUGGAGCAUGAGGGGGAAGCCUACCUGGAGAAGCUGGGUGGAAUACGACGCCACACGGUAGCCAACGCUCACUCGGACAUCCAGCUGCUUUCAGCAUCAGGCAGGAUGCACUCUGGGAUGGAGGAGGACCGCAGGGGCAGUGGGGGGAGCGAAAUGGGAAACAAAUGUGUCAUGGGAUGCAGACCGUUCUCCAGUGACCCUGACAUCCUGGAGUCACCAUUGGGAGGGGUUCUCAAGCAGCCAAGAUCAUCUGAAAUGAUUUGCCCUCCCCCCAGCUAACAAAAUGGGGCCUUUAUCCAAAAAGCCUUAAGGAGAAAUACCUCAGUGAUGAAGGGAAAGGAAUGGGAUUUCAGGGGGUUCUCUAUGGUCAAAAGGUCAUCUCUCUGUGCCGUUUCACCAAACACGCCAUCCAUCGGUGGACUACAUCUAAUAGGAGGGAUGGAAGAGGAAGCAGGAUCGUCUAUCAGAUGAAGCCAUUAUUGGGGAAAGGGGAGGAUGAUCCUAAAGUCUACUUAUUGAAAUAAGGUUGGGGAAUUUAGGAAAUGUCUGAAUGUAUCCUGUCAACGUCUUCACAAACCUUACCUGAACAUUGAGGAAGUAUGUGUUGACCGUGCCACAGCAGUAAAACCCUACCUGAACAUUGAGGAAGUAUGUGUUGACCGUACCACAGCAGACAAAUCCUGUACAGGGUUUGAUCAUUUAUAUGGUUUUAAAACUAGUCUCCAACAAGAUUGUGUGUAAUAUUUUUGUACUAAUAAAAUACUUAACUAUAUACUUACAUCCCUCAGUAGCCUGCA
This is a messenger RNA of Hypomesus transpacificus, 1799 nucleotides long. RefSeq names its product proline rich 5 like (gene prr5l). Bases 247 to 1281 code for a protein of 344 amino acids. NCBI's taxonomy places the organism in Eukaryota, Metazoa, Chordata, Actinopteri, Osmeriformes, Osmeridae. The transcript is spliced from 9 exons. The record is from RefSeq and is a predicted model, not a curated record. Gene Ontology annotation, cellular component: TORC2 complex. Gene Ontology annotation, biological process: TORC2 signaling.